AUGGUCCUCCGAAUCCGUCUAGCCCGGUUCGGCACGAAACGAAAACCAAUUUACAACAUCGUCCUCGCGCAGGCAAAAUCUGGGCGCGACAAAAAACCCAUGGAGGUACUGGGGACGUACAACCCGAUUCCGCAAGCACCGCUGGCAAUUCCGGAUACACCAGAGCUUCUGGAGAGUGGAGAGAAAUACGUCCCGAAGAAAAUGAAGGAUAUACAAUUAGAUACGGUGAGGACGAGGUAUUGGCUUGGGCUUGGGGCGCAGCCGACAGAGCCUGUGGGCAAGUUGCUGAGAUUGGUGAGUCAUGUUCCGUCCUCGUCGAUUUUGCUUGGGAAGCACGGCCAUUGUGGAUGGAAUAGGACGAUUUGA
Cladophialophora psammophila CBS 110553 is the source of this 366-nucleotide messenger RNA. Its product is annotated as 30S ribosomal protein S16. The coding region runs from base 1 to 366 and encodes 121 amino acids. Gene Ontology annotation, molecular function: structural constituent of ribosome. NCBI's taxonomy places the organism in Eukaryota, Fungi, Ascomycota, Eurotiomycetes, Chaetothyriales, Herpotrichiellaceae. The record is from RefSeq and is a predicted model, not a curated record. Gene Ontology annotation, cellular component: mitochondrial small ribosomal subunit; ribosome. The transcript has a single exon. Gene Ontology annotation, biological process: mitochondrial translation.